Messenger RNA from Drosophila willistoni, 2484 nucleotides. It is a transcript of the gene tbrd-2, whose product is annotated as bromodomain-containing protein 2. The transcript has 2 exons. The coding region runs from base 223 to 2094 and encodes 623 amino acids. Gene Ontology annotation, cellular component: nucleus; chromatin. NCBI's taxonomy places the organism in Eukaryota, Metazoa, Arthropoda, Insecta, Diptera, Drosophilidae. Gene Ontology annotation, biological process: chromatin remodeling; regulation of DNA-templated transcription. The record is from RefSeq and is a predicted model, not a curated record.
GCUCCUUAACUUUGUCAACGUCAAAAUGACAAUCCGAGAAAAAUGCAUUAAAAUAUUUGCAAAAUAUUCCAGUAAAAAUUUAAUAAAACCAGUUUUUAGUGCAUUGUGGCCAUAGAUUAAACGAAUUUCGCGUGUAAAACCUCUUAAAAAACACUUUAACCAGACAGACCACCAAAAAACAAAGGCAAAGAAGAAGGCGAAGGCUAAAACUGCUGGAGCGUCAUGGCUCAUGUACCAAAAACGCUGUCAUUGAAAUUAAAAAUACCGAGUCGCAUACAGCCCGAAGUUAAUCCAGCACCUGGUCGUGUGGGUCAGUAUACGAACAAAUUGCAUUAUUUCAAGAAACACCUGUUGGACGAGGUAUGCAAGAAGAAGUUUGCUUUGGAUUUUAUGGAACCUGUCGAUACGGAGGUAUUGCAGGUGCCAACCUAUUAUACCAUCAUUGAACGUCCCAUGGACUUGGGGACCAUUACGAAACGUGUACAAAACAAUUACUAUAAUAGUGUGGAUGAGGCUGUAGCGGAUUUUCGUUUGGUAUUGCGCAAUUGUUUCACAUUUAAUCGUCCUGGCGAUGUUGUCCAUCGAAAGGGUAAAAUGCUGGAGAAAUUCUUUUAUAAGAAAAUCAAAAGUUUACCCAAAGGUGCGGAGAUUCUGUGCAAAAAAGAUCCCAAGGCGGUGAGUAAAGCAAAGUUAAAUGGACCAAAGACAAUGGCCACAUUGGCCAACACGGAGCGUCAGUGUCGGGAGCAGUUGAAGAAAUUGCAGAAUUUUACCAAUCAAGCGGAUACAAAUGCCCGAAAUUUCUUUAGCAACAAAUGGGAAUCUCUGUUCAAGAAGGUGGACCGACAUUAUUUCAAAUCGUACGAAGAGUUUCGUCAUCAUGUGGAUGGCAUAUUCAGAAAGUAUCAUGAUCCAGCCAAAAUGAUUUACGAACGGACAUUUGGAAUGCCUCAGCCUGGUGGUGAAUCUCUAUUUGGUGGUGCUUUGACUAAAGGUGAUCUCGGGGAAUUAUUGCAAGCAACAAAUGAAGCGGAGAAUGGGCUCUAUAAUGGCAGUCGGCCCAAGGAUGUUAUAGAAACCUUUCGAGGCACAAUCGAUCGAUUAAAACAAAAAUUAGAAGCGGAUUCGAAGGAUUUUCAAACAUCGACAACGGUUGAACCUUGGCCUGUGGCCGGUGAACACAAUCAGAAACCCGAGGAAUUGGUACGCGUUGAGGUGAACGAGGCACACUUGAUGGUAACCCCCAGCGAGUUGCAAUCCUUGGUGACGGUGGAUUUGCCUAAUAGCUCCGAUGAGGAUAGCACUGAGAAAUCCAAGAACGCGGCCGUCAGUGAUAUGGAACGACGUACAAUACAGAAACUUUUUGCCCGGCUACCACCGCAUUCGAUGCGUGAGAUAGUGCAUCUUGUGCAGCAAACUGAAGGCCUGGAAACUGAUAAUUCUGAGCAAGUGAGCUUUGAUGUCAAGUCGUUUGGGACCGAUAUUUUGUUCUUGAUGAAAAAAGCCGUGGUCAAGGCCAUGCGAGCGCAUAGUAAAGUAAAUCUCAAGGAUAUGCAUCCAGUGGAAAAGGAGGGUCUUCAACGUAACUUGGAAAGUCAAUUGGAUAGCAUUACACGUAUGUUGAAUAACAGUCGUCGUCGUAAUCCUUGUUUCACAGCCAAAUCGAUGGCGGCGGCAGCAACAUCGGGGACAGUAAAAAGACGAGGAGUCGGACGACCAGCACGUCAACCUGCGAAUCCUGCCCCAAGAUUGCCUAUACAACAAUCCAGCCGUCUUAGCGAUACCAGUGAUGAUGAUAAUGAGACAAAUCAAUCAAUGAAUCCCAGAAUAAGUCCACAAAGAAAUCAACUUAAGCUACCAUUGAAGCGUCCCCAUGUGAAGGCUAGUCCACCACAGAAACAGAAAAGGAUAUGCCCGGGUGGGGAUAAGCCCAGAGAUCCCAAUAAACCGCCACGCAGCCAUUUAAGUGAAUCUAGUAGCAGUAGCUCAAGUAGCAGCUCUUCCAGUAGUGGUUCUAGCAGCAGCGGCGACAGCAGCAGCAGCAGCUCAUCCUCAUCUGGCAGUGAUUCCUCCAGUGAUGACACCCCCUCUUAGAAAAUAAACAAAUGCAUGUCCCGCAGCAUCUCUCUAUCUAUGUUGUCUUUGCAAUGAUCACGUAGACGGAGUCGUUCGAAAGAAAAUAUAUGCAAAUUAUGUAAUGGUUCUCACGAUCAGUCAGUCAGAGGAUGUACCUGACACCCAGAACCAAAAAAGGAAGAUCCAUAAUGCGAAAGUAGUUUUCCCAACACACACACACACACACACACACACAUGUAAAACAAAUUUGCAUAAUUUAUGAGGAAAACGAGCAAAACCGAAUUUUCACUUGGCGAAAAAGAAAAAGGGUAAGAUCAGAGAUCAGAGUCUUAGACUAAUUUGCAUAAGAAACCAAAAAGGACCCUUGGUCCUUGGGCUUGCCAAAAAAAAAACAACAACCAUAGAAUG